UGUUAUACAAACCUCAGCAUAACAAAAAAUAACGAAACUUCAAUAUCUCAACUACUAUAGUAAACAUGGUCAGGAAAGAACAUGUGACUCCAAUAUUAUAGAUAAUUUUAAACUUGGCACACACUCAUUGACAUAUAUUUAUGUUUGCUCAUGUCAAAAUGUUCAGUGUCAUGGUUGGGAAGUUAUGAUAUAACUCCAUCACAGUUACUGUGGAUAUUUAACCAUCAAGAAUGCCCAUUUUGUCUGAUAAAGUUGCUCAGAUUAAAAACUCCGGGGUAACAAAGGUGUCUGCAGGAGACACAGCUGUUUUAACCUGUACCAGUAAUGACUACAAUCACAAUUUUAUGUUUUGGCUUUUUGAUCAGACUAAAGUGAUUGGACCUGGAAAUGAUUAUGACAAAAGUAAAUAUACAUAUGAGGUAUUGUCUGGGAACCUUAAAAUUCAUAGUGUGACCCCAGAUGAAGCUGGAUAUUAUAAAUGUGUCUCAAAAGAUAUCAGUGGAUCAGGAGGGAUUUCUGUGGGGGAAGUGGAUUUGAUAGUUGAUGGUACAACAUAUUCUGCUUCCGAAGCUGUAAAAUUAGUGGCUAUGGUGGUUUCCAUUAUAGUAAUCCUCGCUUGUGCCAUCAUUUAUUUUCGGUUAAAAAAGGAAUGGGGCAAAUAUGAUGGUCGAACUGUUGUACCAGUGGAUGAUACAGAUGAUGGAGAUGAAAUAUACAACAGAACAACCACUGCUAUUAAUCAACCCGUUGCUGGGCCCAGUAGGAACCCUUCAUCAGAGCAACUCCUUUAUGGUAUAGAUAACCAAGGUUUGGAUACAGAUUUCAAUUCUGUAUUUGAAAAUAUACAAAUAAAAUCUCCACAAAGAAGUUUGAUAUAGUUUAAUGAAUUUAACUCAUACCAAAUAACUAAAUGCUAUAUUAUAUAGUGAAAAUUUAUAAAUUCUUAUAAUUCUUCUUAUAGU
Molecule: messenger RNA, 962 nt
Organism: Achroia grisella
Lineage: Eukaryota; Metazoa; Arthropoda; Insecta; Lepidoptera; Pyralidae
Exons: 3
Coding region: 231-878 (215 amino acids)
Source: RefSeq, a predicted model, not a curated record